Varanus komodoensis (Komodo dragon) is the source of this 431-nucleotide messenger RNA. RefSeq names its product cytochrome b-c1 complex subunit 9. The transcript has 2 exons. The coding region runs from base 39 to 218 and encodes 59 amino acids. Lineage: Eukaryota; Metazoa; Chordata; Lepidosauria; Squamata; Varanidae. The record is from RefSeq and is a predicted model, not a curated record. Gene Ontology annotation, biological process: mitochondrial electron transport, ubiquinol to cytochrome c.
ACAGGAGUGCGCAGGCGCAGUAGGAAAUCCGAGCGAAAAUGGCGCUGGGCAGCAAGGUUUAUAAUCUCCUGUUCCGGCGCACCUCCUCUUUUACUCUCACGAUUGUGGUGGGCGCCGUGAUUUUCGAGCGGGCCAUGGAUCAGGGCGCGGAGGCCUUGUAUGAGUACCUCAACCAGGGGAAAAUGUGGAAGCACAUCAAGCACAAGUAUGAGAAGUGAAGAGUGAAGCACAGAUGUAGGAUUCCUGCAGGACUUUCUUUGAUCUUCACUUCAAGCCCUUCUUCCUGACCACCAGCUGUUAAGACAGCAAAAGUUCAUCCAUAUGUAUCAGUUCGAGCCAGAGCGCACACUCUCGGGGUGACAGAAAAGCUACCUGGACUCAUGGACUUGUGCCGAAAUGUGGUUUAAUAAAACAAUAUUCUCAGAUAUGUA